Linum trigynum is the source of this 4586-nucleotide messenger RNA. The record is from the annotation of a GenBank genome assembly. Lineage: Eukaryota; Viridiplantae; Streptophyta; Magnoliopsida; Malpighiales; Linaceae.
UCACAAGUCUGAAACUCAAACAAUGCCACGUCGGCCCACCAGCGUAUAGCCACACACGAGUCGGAAUGGAAAGUAGGGCAAAUAAGAAAAGAAACAGAGCGAGAGCGUGAACCCAACAAAAAGUAUUAUGUGGAGUUGCCUCCCUUCUCCCUUCUUCUUCCCCCAACUCCGCUGGAAGAGAAAAAUACACCUUCUUCUUCUCCCUCUGCUGACGGCCUAGCAGCCGCCAGCCCCUUCUUUCUUCCUACUUUUCUCGCUUCCCUCUCUGGGUUCCUCUUUUAUCUCCGCGAAGCUACUUCAGGCCCCAUUUCAGUUUCAGGUAUUCUCUCGCGCUUCGACUCUCAGCUCUCUUCUUCAUUGGGGUUCCAGCUGUUUUCUCUUUCCUCACCCCUGUUUCGUCAUUGUUAUGCUUAUUCGUACGUCUGAUCCCCGACUUGGGUUCUGCUGUGAUCUUCUUAGUUUCUGUUCAUACCCGGCGAAAUUUCCUGUCUUUGGCGUUGAUUUAGUCUAUUGAUUUGAAAAAAGAUUGUACCUUUAAAGUCGUGUGCCCACUGUCGAUUUGGGGGCGUGUCUAUUGCCUAUUGGACUGCAUUGUGGUGUUUUGGUUCAUGGUUGAUGUUGGCCAAGGACGGGAAGUGCUUCUCCGUUUGUUCAUUCCUGAGAUGUGUAGGUUUUUCCCUUUUCCGUUUGGUAUAUGGUUUAGUAUAUGGUCUGUUUGACAAUUGUUUUUGUGUCUUUUCCCCCCUUUCUGGGUGUGUUCGAAUAGAACUUAUAUGAUACACAGUCAUGGCAGCAGCGAGCGGGAAGUUAAUCAAAGCUCGCGAUUUGGAGUAGCAGAUCAUAUAUAUGCAUGUUUGUUCCUGCAGCAGCUUCGGUUGCUGUUUGGAGCUGGAAAAUUUGGUGGUUUUAGUGCUGUUCUGGAGAGUUUGGGGUAUUUUUAUAGACAGUCUUAAAUGUAUUUGAGAGGACUGUUUCAAGGAGUCCUUGGUGGUGACCUGCGAGUAAAAGCCUUUUCGGGUGUGGUAUAAACAGUGCCUUUGAAGCGGUAAGUUUGUUCUUCGUAUAUCUUGCUAUCAAGUGGUAAUUGUUUUAGUGGGUAUUCAUCUGCGCAAAAUUCCAGAAUGGUAGCUUUUUUUCUUUCUUGUCGCUGUACUUGUUUGUACUGAUUUCAUGCCGUGGAACUGUCUCCAUGAAUGCCAUAAGUAAAGGAUUGUUGUCAACAGGGACGUGAAAUGCUGAUUUUGAAAUCCUUGCCUACAUCAAAUCUUCCUGUCCAGCUUUGUCACAACACCUAUGAUAAUGACCUCACCGUCGUUCCUCCUUGUGCAGGUGGUCCUCUAAUUUAAAGUCAUGAUCCGUGCAAAGCAGUUAAGUAAUCUUUCCAGUACUGCAAGGUCCUUCUUUGUCAGUGGAUCACGUUGUGGAGCAGUAGAUGGUAGUUCAUGUACUUGUUCUGAAGAUGAAACUUGUAACUCAAAGGGGUUGCACACAAGGAGUAAUGGGUUGCUUGCCCAUAAGGCAUCCACCUUAGCAUCCAAAACCCUAGCAGGGCUAGAAGCUUCAGCCUCAAGAGACGCAGUUAAAUUAUUGGGUUCCAAGAAAGGUGACAAUGUUAAGGGCAGAAAUCCUCUCCCGCAGGUUGUCUCAUCUCCUGGUUCCUUUGUAAAGUCAGACGGUGCAACUUACGUAGAAAAUGGAGUUUCACAUUCUUCACCGCCUAUGUCCGACCAAUUUGUCAAAGUUGGUAUUGCUGCGGUUAGUUUUCUGUCUGAUAUGGUUAAUUACAAGAUCCCUAUGUCAGAUGGAAGUGGAAUAAAUUUGCCUCAAAAUUCUAUGAUUGAUUCCACCAGGCCAUGUUCCAAUGUAAAGUCAGUUCCUGUGAAAACUGUUAAGGCUGAGCAGUUUUCGAAAGUUUAUUCAAAAUCUUCAGAGGUAGCGGUGGGGUCAAGCACCUGUGACAGCUCUGCCCGUGCAAAGUGUAAAGGUGGUGACAGAGCAACUUCUGUUAGAAGCUUCAAACGAGGUUCUGCAGGUGAGCCUGCUUCCGCCAGUUCAUUAGAAACAAAGUACACCCCUUCUGAAACUUAUGACAAGAAGAAGACUGUAAAUCAGAGGCCGAGGACUCAACCAAAUAAGAGCAUACCAAAUUUCAAUGCCAAUGUACAUAAUCCUGAUGCAAAAGUGGGGCAGCCUGUCUCUUCAGGGUACAGAAAGUCAUAUAAAGAUGCUAGGGUGCCUGCAUCAAUGCCUUCUAUUGCCCGUCAUUCCUCAGGCAAUGGUCGUAUUGUGGAAAAUAUUUGCAGCAUACUGAGACAACUGGGAUGGAGUCCUGCAGCAGAGGCUGCUCUCGGAAAUCUUGAUUGUUCGAUGGAUGCUUAUCAAGCAAACCAAGUUCUGAAGCAACUACAGGAUCACACUGUUGCACAUGGCUUCUUUUAUUGGUUGAAAAGGAAACCGGGGUUCAAGCAUGAUGGUCAUACUUACACAACCAUGGUUGGUAUCCUCGGCCGGGCAAAGCAAUUCACUGCAAUCAACAAAUUGCUUGAUCAGAUGGUGAGGGAUGGAUGUCAGCCAAAUGUUGUGACAUAUAACCGCCUUAUUCACAGCUAUGGGCGAGCAAAUUAUCUGAAUGAAGCAGUUGAUGUGUUCGAUCAAAUGCAGAAGGAUGGAUGUGAACCCGAUCGUGUAACAUACUGCACCCUCAUAGAUAUACAUGCGAAAGCUGGGUAUCUCGAUUUUGCCAUGGAUAUGUAUGAAAGGAUGCAGGGAGCCGGACUUGCCCCCGACACAUUUACUUAUAGUGUGAUGAUAAAUUGCCUUGGAAAAGCUGGUCAUUUAGCUUCCGCUGACAAGCUGUUUUAUGAAAUGGUGGAACAUGGAUGCACUCCCAAUUUAGUGACCUACAAUAUCAUGAUUGCAUUGCAGGCAAAGGCGAGGAAUUAUGAAAGCGCCCUCAAGCUGUACCGAGACUUGCAGAGUGCAGGGUUCGAACCCGACAAAGUGACCUACAGCAUAGUAAUGGAAGCACUUGGACACCUGGGGUAUCUUGAUGAAGCUGAAGCAGUUUUCUCCGAAAUGAAACAGAGAAACUGGGUCCCGGAUGAGCCUGUGUAUGGUCUCCUAGUGGACUUAUGGGGAAAAUCUGGGAAUGUGGAGAAGGCAUGGGGUUGGUAUCAAGCCAUGCUUCAAACUGGACUCCGCCCGAACGUCCCCACUUGUAACUCACUCCUUAGUGCAUUCCUUAGAGUGCAUAGACUUGGUGAUGCUUAUAGCUUACUUGAGAGUAUGCUCGGUUUGGGAUUAAUCCCAUCUUCACAGACUUACACCUUACUCCUCAGCUGCUGUACAGAGGCACGUUCCCCAUAUGACAUGGGGUUCUGUUGUGACCUCAUGGCAACCACAGGCCAUCCUGCACAUCUGUUUCUGCUGUCCAUGCCUUCUGCUGGAGCUGAUGGUCAGAACGUGAGAGAUCAUGUUGGGAAGUUCUUGGAUAUGAUGCGGAGUGAAGACAGAGAGAGCAAGAGGGGGCUAGUUGAUGCUGUUGUAGAUUUCCUUCACAAGUCCGGUUUGAAGGAGGAAGCUGGGUUAGUGUGGGAGGUUGCUGCUCAGAAGAACGUGUACCCAGAUGCCGUUAGAGAGAAGAGCUCUUGUUAUUGGCUCAUCAACCUGCACGUGAUGUCUGAUGGGACUGCUGUCACGGCCUUGUCCAGGACGCUUGCAUGGUUCCGCCGCGAAAUGAUGUUGUCCGGGGUUGGACCGAGUCGGAUCGAUAUAGUGACCGGGUGGGGACGGAGGAGCAGGGUGACAGGUGCUUCGAUGGUGAGGCAGGCAGUGCAGGAGUUGCUGCACAUGUUCAGUUUCCCAUUCUUCACGGUGAAUGGCAACACAGGGUGUUUUGUUGGGUGUGGUGAGCCGCUUAAUAAGUGGCUGCUGCAAUCUUAUGUAGAGCGGAUGCAUUUGUUGUGAGUAAUUCUAUUUUACUUGCAGAAAGCGGACGCAGAUUUUGUCUAGCCAAGUUAGGGAAGAGGUUUCAGAGUGAGGGAUGAUGAUAAAGUUGGUAACAGAUUGUUUUUGGUGUACCUUUGAGAUAAGGUGGCAAGUUUGUUGCUAGGGUUUUGGUAGAGAGGGGAUGGAGCUCCAUGCCUUGUUGCAGGUUUAUUAUUAUUUAUAUGAUUACAAAACAAUAUUAUGUACUGUGGUGGUAAAUUUGUUUGUUCGUUUCCCAAAAGUGUUCAUCUAGUUGAGUAUAUACUAGUAAAGUGAAACAAAAGAAAGCAGCAUGUGUUUAGCCAGUGCUGGUGACUGGUGAGUGGCGAAGCAAGGAAGAGUGGGUUUUGGUUCUUCCUGUUGUUUCUUGCAUAUUUUGUGUCCAUAUCCAUAUCAGAAGGACAGAUUACUUAUAGCAAUAUAAUGGCGUGCAAUCAUAUGGAGAAAUGGCGUGUUGACUGCUGACCUCCACUUUAGCGCAACAUUGUUGCGAUGUAAGUUUCAGAGUCGUUAGGUCAAGUGGUCUGCAGUCAAGCAUGCAAUUGCCGAAAUUCAUUGGUGGGCGGGAUAUGCGCUAUCAACAAAAUUGGUCAAUCUGA